AUGGUGACCACCAUGAAGGAAACAAAAGAAAUGGGCUUUUACUUGUCUCCCGAUCGGGUGAACGACAUGUGUGUCUUCGUCACACCAAGCGCAACGUCCAAUAGUGAAGAGCGCCAGCUGGAGGAGUACAUCUGCUGCCUGGCGUGCAACGAUCGCGUGCUGCGCCUUAUACAAUCCAACAAGUUGAUAGAAGAAGUCAGCUGCGAGGCGGCACUUACCACGUUAGUCUUUCUCCAAUCGGAGAAGCUCCUCUUCUACGGCACCCAGUCCGGGUCUAUUGGGGUAUUGACUGUGAAAGAGAGCGGCGGGCUGCACAGGGUUGGAAGCUCCGUGCCAAACAGCGGCAGCAGCAGCAGCAAUAUUACCAGCUUCGGUUUGGCGGACGUUAACGCUGACGGCCAAGAUGAGCUGUUGGUGGGCUGCGACGAUGGCACAGUGAACGUCUUUGCCCUGCAGCUGACUCGCUCCUCCAACACGGCGGUCGAGUCCGUCGCUCUCGCGCUGGUGUGGACCGGCAGCGUCGGCGAGCGGGUGACGAGUGUAGCGGGUGGUGUCAUUACCGGCGCACCGGAGCAGCCCGAUGUGCUCGUCCACACGUAUAGUGGACAGAUUGUGGCCUUCACGCUCGACACGGACGCCGUGAAGGAGGACGUGCAGGCGGCUGCGGCAGAUGCGGCGGACCGGCAGGCGGCGCUGCUGGCAAAGCAGGAGGACACGCAAAGCGAGAUUGCCAAGCUUCGCCGCCUUAUUGCACAAAGGACAGAGGAAAUGAAUGCGGCGCCCGCCGUUCCAGCUGCCAAGGCGGCGGCACCUCCUGUGCUAACGGUAACCGCCACCUUUGCGCUGACGGUGACUCUCACGCCUCUUGAGGCCGCACCGAUGCUCUCCUUAGUGAUCUUCGCUGAUGUUCCUUUAGAAGGUGCGAUGGUGCGGUGCAACUCGCAGCUGACCUUUGUGUCGACGAAGAGUGCGGUGGUGAAGACUCGCCCAGCAGCAGGAUCCGCCACAACGUCCGCCUUCUCCGCUUCCUCUUCCGCCCCUCUCAUCGCCACCAUCCGCCCAGUGCAGCACGGGAGUAAGCGCGUGGAAGUACACCUUUGGGCGGACGAGGUCGUCGCGGACACGCUGCAGAUAACCGCCUACAAUGGACAGGCUCCACGGACAGCACAGGUCAAGUACGUGCCUCUCUACGCACUCCCCUUGUACGUGCGCGUCUCCUCCGACAGCUCGGCGGCCCUCGCACCGGAGUUGCUGCAGGCGAUGUCGCGUUGGAUCGUGCUCGGCAACUUCCUCGGUCAGGACGUGCUGGAGUGGAUGGGGCAGCUCUUGCCGGACUUGGCGGACAUCCCCCACCGUGCGACGACGCGUCGGCACAUCUUCGUGAGCGACUUUCUGCAGUCCACGUUGGUCGUGGAGCUCGACGAGGCCGAGGCCGGCAGCAGCGGCGGCGGGGGUAAUCGGGCCGUCUUCAGCUGCAACUCCCUCGUUACCCUCGCAACGGUGAAGCGGCACGUGUCGCAGGCGUGUGCGCAGCUCGGCGUGACCAUCACGACGCGUGAACACGUACUCUUCCUGACCGCGCAGCGCCAGCUUCAGCAGCUCUACCCGAUCAUGGCGAGUCUGUCGACGAGUCAGCGACGACUGCAGCUGUUAGAAGGUCUACGCGAGCUGCAAGGCGCAGAAAACGACUUGAGUUUCCUGCCCAACCCGCUGCAAGAGGUGCUGGCCUCCGCCGAAGAAGUCGAGGUGGAGGCAGAGGCGCAGUCUCACCAGGAGUCGUUCCUGAAGCGCGCCGUCGCCGCCAUUUACCGCAGCCUCGUCUACUUCAAGGGCCACGCCCCUCCACUCAGCGACGCGGUGCGAGUGCGGUUGGAGUCCGCCGCGUGCGGCCUCGGCUUCGAUGCGACGCAGCUGGAGCGCAUCUUCUUCCCCCGCGAUGAGCAGCACGAGGACGCGACCGCACUGGAGGCGGGUGGCGGGUCGGCGUAUUUUCCCAUCACCACCGCCACGUCACCGACAAUGGAGAGUGCUGCGACCGAGGCCGCUCCUGCAGUAGCUGCCGCGGCGCUGCGCGAGACGUCGGAGGUGCCGAGUGCGAUUAUCUCCGCCUCGACCUUGAACGAGGCAUAUGAGCUAUAA
Messenger RNA from Leptomonas pyrrhocoris, 2139 nucleotides. RefSeq lists its product as hypothetical. Gene Ontology annotation, molecular function: protein binding. The transcript has a single exon. NCBI's taxonomy places the organism in Eukaryota, Euglenozoa, Kinetoplastea, Trypanosomatida, Trypanosomatidae. The coding region runs from base 1 to 2139 and encodes 712 amino acids. The record is from RefSeq and is a predicted model, not a curated record. Gene Ontology annotation, cellular component: BBSome; axoneme; ciliary basal body. Gene Ontology annotation, biological process: cilium assembly; intracellular transport; intracellular protein localization.